This is a messenger RNA of Propithecus coquereli (Coquerel's sifaka), 871 nucleotides long. RefSeq names its product methylenetetrahydrofolate dehydrogenase (NADP+ dependent) 2-like (gene MTHFD2L). Gene Ontology annotation, molecular function: methenyltetrahydrofolate cyclohydrolase activity; methylenetetrahydrofolate dehydrogenase (NAD+) activity; methylenetetrahydrofolate dehydrogenase (NADP+) activity. Bases 64 to 648 code for a protein of 194 amino acids. The record is from RefSeq and is a predicted model, not a curated record. Gene Ontology annotation, biological process: tetrahydrofolate interconversion. Gene Ontology annotation, cellular component: mitochondrion. The transcript has 7 exons. Lineage: Eukaryota; Metazoa; Chordata; Mammalia; Primates; Indriidae.
CUUAUUCUAAAACCCAAGGAUGUUUCUCAGGAAGAACUUUUGGAUAUAACUGAUCAAUUGAACAUGGACCCAAGAGUCAGUGGUAUAUUAGUUCAGUUACCACUGCCAGGCCACGUGGAUGAACGAACAGUAUGUAAUGGAAUCGCCCCAGAAAAAGAUGUAGAUGGAUACCAUAUUAUCAACAUUGGAAGACUGUGCCUUGAUCAGCAUUCUCUCAUACCUGCAACUGCCAGUGCUGUGUGGGAAAUAAUCAAAAGAACAGGAAUUGAAACAUUUGGGAAAAAUGUGGUUGUGGCUGGAAGAUCCAAGAACGUAGGGAUGCCCAUCGCCAUGCUCUUACACACCGACGGAGAGCACGAACGGCCGGGAGGUGAUGCGACUGUGACAAUAACUCACAGAUACACCCCCAAAGAACAGUUGAAGAUCCACACUCAGCUGGCAGACAUCAUCAUCGUCGCUGCAGGUAUUCCAAAGUUGAUUACAUCUGAUAUGGUUAAAGAAGGUGCUGCUGUAAUUGAUGUCGGUAUCAACUAUGUCCAUGACCCAGUGACAGGAAAGACAAAAUUAGUUGGAGAUGUGGAUUUUGAAGACUAUAAGCUCCAAGGAGCAGUAACUAUGUGCAUCUUGCUCAAGAAACAUUUGCUGUGACUCCCGUCUGGUCCAGUCUGUAGCAUGUGCGGGAACAGUGAACAACUAAGGAUGGAGUAGGAAAUGAUGCAAGACAAAGACGUCGGGCCAGAUGAUAAAAGACCUUGAUUGCCAUGACAAAUAAUUUAUAUUUUGUCCUAGAGACAGUGAAGACCCAUCAAAUGUCUUUUGACCACGUGACUUCCUCUGGCCAAUGGGACAUUAGCAACUCUGAUGCAGGCAG